Messenger RNA from Mytilinidion resinicola, 575 nucleotides. RefSeq lists its product as uncharacterized. NCBI's taxonomy places the organism in Eukaryota, Fungi, Ascomycota, Dothideomycetes, Mytilinidiales, Mytilinidiaceae. The transcript has a single exon. The record is from RefSeq and is a predicted model, not a curated record. The coding region runs from base 230 to 535 and encodes 101 amino acids.
CAGCGUCCAUUCAUUUUCCGCACCUGGAUAUGAUAGGCCAUCUGAGCUUCGGUGCUCUUUCUUGGAAUGCUUGAGGAAAUUGAGGCGUAUGUAACCUCAUGGAAUACGAUUUCAUCUUAUAUCUCUGAGCCCUUGUGGUAUGCGCGGGAUGGUCAUUCCCUAAAUCACGGAAUGAAGCAGAGACGGGCUCGAGAGUAAGUAAUUACGUGGUGACUGCGAUACGAUAUGGAUGAAGGGAUUCAGAGUCUAUACAUACAUCACUCGGAAACAUCAUCAUCAUCAUCAUCAUCAUCAUCAUCACCACACCGACACCACACCAUCCCUUUCCUUUUCUGCUCCUCAUUUUUUUCUUCUCCGCCAUCUCGAUUCGCUGUCCCCUUUACCCGCCUGCACAUCUACGAAACCACGUUGUCGCUCCGCGAACCCUUCAACCAACGCUCCCAAUACCUUCAAACCCCAUUCGAACCCUCCAAACCGAUCCUCCGCCGAUCCCAGCCCUGCCCCGGAAUCUCAAGAACUUAACAGCGUUCGCUGAGGCGUCGGGGUAGAGGCGGUAAGGAUAUAGCCGCUAGUAA